CUCGCCCUUGGCUUCAAUGGCUGAAGUUAGGCCUAGAACCCACUUGCUAAUUUUCUUCUUGGGUGCAUUCCUCUGUUUCUUUAGCGGCAAGUCAUCAUCGUGGCUCAUCAACGAGGAAGAUAAUGGAGCUAGUAUGGUCCAAACGCGGAGGGGUUCCACUGGGAGCUGUGAUUUAUCUGUUGGUAAAUGGGUAUCUGAUCAAACGUAUCCUUUGUAUGAUUCUAACUGCCCCUAUCUGAGUACUGCAGUAACUUGUCAAAGGAAUGGACGGCCUGAUUCUAACUAUGAGAAGUGGAGGUGGAAGCCAAAUGGGUGUUCUCUUCCGAGGUUUAAUGCCUUGAAAUUUCUUGCUAAGAUGAGAAGGAAAAGGAUAAUGUUGGUGGGUGAUUCAAUUAUGAGGAACCAAUGGGAGAGUCUUGUGUGCUUGGUGCAAGGAGUCAUACCUACUGGGCAUAAGAAGGUGACCUACAAUGGUCCUUCCAUGGCCUUCCAUGCACUGGAUUUUGAGACUACUAUUGAGUUUUCUUGGGCUCCUCUACUUGUGGUACUGAAUAAAGGACCUGACAAUAAGAGAAUCCUACAUUUGGAUUCGAUCGAGGAGAAUGCAAGAUUUUGGAGAGGAGUUGAUGUUCUUGUGUUUGAUUCAGCACACUGGUGGACUCAUUCCGACCAAUGGAGUUCGUGGGAUUAUUACAUGGAGGGAAAAUCACUCUAUAAAACAAUGAAUCCAAUGCUCGCAUACCAGAAAGGACUCACUACAUGGGCAAAAUGGAUAGAGUUAAAUCUUGACCCUCGCCAGACCAGAGUGAUAUUCAGAAGCAUGUCACCUAGGCACAACAGAGACAAUGGCUGGAAAUGCUACAACCAGAAAACCCCCCUAGCAUUUUUCAGUCACCCCCAUGUUCCUCAACAGUUACUGGUGCUAAAAGGAGUGUUGAGAAGAAUGAGAUAUCCAGUAUAUCUCCAUGACAUAACAACCAUGUCAGCUUUCCGUAGAGAUGGGCAUCCGUCUGUGUAUAGAAGGGCUUUAGACCAAGAGGAGAAGCAGCAUCCACAAUCAUUUUCCUCUGAUUGCAGCCAUUGGUGCCUCCCAGGAGUCCCUGAUAUUUGGAAUGAGAUGUUGAGUGCACUGCUCUAGGUGAAAAUCUCAUAAAAUUUGAGAACUGUUCUACUAGACAUAGCCUUUUUUUUCAUCUCAUGAUUUGUGUGUUCAGCGAGUUGAUGUACGAUAAUGUUGUCAAAGAAUGAUGUUAUGUUUGGCUUGUGAAAUUCAGAGAUUCAAGCAGCCUUGAAUUGUAUUAUAAUAUGUUUUCCAUCUGUCCCUGACUUAUGAACCUACUUUAUACUACUAAAGUUAAUCAUACCUG
Rubroshorea leprosula is the source of this 1367-nucleotide messenger RNA. NCBI's taxonomy places the organism in Eukaryota, Viridiplantae, Streptophyta, Magnoliopsida, Malvales, Dipterocarpaceae. The record is from the annotation of a GenBank genome assembly.